AAGACCUGGCAUAUAAAGCCGCGCAGAGAGCGUGAAACAAAGCAGUCGGGUCGGAAUUGGGCUUGGGAGGGGAGGUGUGGAUUAGGCUUAAAACUUGUUGGAGGAGAGUAACACGCCUGUCCCUCUCGCUCUCCUCGUCUGAGCCGCGCUUCAAAGGGUUCCCACCAGCCUUGCGAUUUAUUUUUUUAUCUGCUUUUUUAUAUACAGAGAAAUAUAUAUUUUGUUUCUUUUUAAGAGAAAAUUCCCGUUUCAAGAGAAAAUAAGGCAAGAUCAAUGAAGGAGAGAAGAGCCAGCCAGAAAUUAUCUAGUAAAUCUAUCAUGGAUCCUAAUCAGAACGUGAAAUGCAAAAUAGUCGUGGUGGGAGACAGUCAGUGUGGGAAAACCGCCCUGCUGCAUGUGUUCGCCAAGGACUGCUUCCCCGAGAAUUACGUCCCUACAGUGUUUGAGAAUUACACGGCCAGUUUUGAAAUCGACACACAAAGAAUAGAGUUGAGCCUAUGGGACACUUCGGGUUCUCCUUACUAUGACAAGUCCGGCCCCUUUCUUACCCAGAUUUCUGACGCCGUGCUGAUUUGCUUUGACAUCAGUAGACCAGAGACUCUGGAACAGUUGUCCUCAAAAAGGCAAUGGAAAGGUGAAAUUCAGGAGUUUGUCCCAACACCAAAAUGCUUUUGGGUCGGCUGCAAGUCUGAUCUUCGAACAGAUGUUAGUACUUUAGUAGAGCUCUCAAAUCACAGGCAGACACCAGUGUCCUAUGACCAGGGGGCAAAUAUGGCCAAACAGAUUGGAGCGGCUACUUAUAUCGAAUGCUCAGCUUUACAGUCAGAAAAUAGCGUCAGAGACAUUUUUCACGUUGCCACCUUAGCCUGUGUGAACAAGACAAAUAAAAACGUUAAGCGGAACAAAUCACAGAGGACCACAAGCGGAUUAUCACACAUGCCUAGCAGACCAGAACUCUCGACAGUUGCUACGGACUUACGGAAGGACAAAGCGAAGAGCUGCACUGUGAUGUGAGACUUCCGUUGUAUUCCAUGAGGACAAGGGAAUCUAGUGUAAAAAAACAAACAAUGCAAACAAAAAGGUGAAGUCUGAACAAAGUGCCCAGUCAAAGUCACGUAUACUGGGGGCUUGGGAGGCAUUUGAGAGGCUACUCAUCUUUUUGGAAUCCUGUCCUUAGGUUUGGGCCUGUAGACCAAGUGGGUGGGAAGUGAAUACAUUGAAAAGUUUUUGAAAUGUGACUUGAAAAAUAUGCCAAAAAAAAGAGAGAUUCGAAUGGGCUAGAAGUAGAUGAGAAGAAAUGCGAGUACCUCCAAGAAGAAAAAUCACACUCUGAAUGGUGCUUGCGUUUUUGUUUUCUUUGUUACCAUCUACUCAUGGAUCUCUACAUUGAUUUAAUUUUUAAAUGUUUUAAUCUCCUUUACAGAAAGUAUAUAUUAAUAUACCGUCCUCAUUGGGGAACUGGCACUGUGACCUUAGCAUUUAGUUUUCUAGAGGAUGUGAUCUAAUUUCCUCCUAGCUCGUCAUUAAAAUGGAAAUUGUAUCAGGACCCAUGGGGUGUCCAGAAGAAAAACUUUUGAGGCUUUGAAAUAUUGCCUUCCUGAAAAUAGCUGAGCGAGAUGGUUCUUAAAGAAAGGCUUUUGCAGUCUUGCAAGAUACGCAGACCAGCACCACAAAGAUGGAGUAGAUCAAAAAGAAAAAUAAAGUGUCAAUUUUUAUUCAGUCUGAUGGUUCUGUUCAUCAUUGUGAUUGUCAUUACAAAGUGGUAAAUUGCUCAAUGUAAUUUUUUUGUGCACUGUUUAGAAAAGAGGGUGUGUGGUUUUUUGUUUCUGUUUUUGUUUUGGCCAUCGUUGAUAAAAGGCAAAGUCAGAUAAAUGGUGUCUUGGUUUGACAUCAUAGAAUGAUCCAUGGUGGGGAGGGGGGGGAAUGUGUUAGGUACUAUUUUCACCAGAAGAGAUAAUGAAGGAAUAGUAGCAGAAAGCACAGUUUGUGAGUAAAGCUGUCCAGAUUUAAGUCACCAAAAGUACAAAGCAAAAGAUCCUACUAUAUAUUCUGUUGGGGAUGAAGCUCCAAAAUCGGCAGCAUCUGAUGAUGUGUGCUGGUUUAUUUCACUUUUUGUAAAUGAACAUUGAUAAGAGAAGGACCUGCUUACCCAAACUUUUAGAGAGUCCCUAGAGGAAAAUUAUAUAAUGUCAAUCCUGACACGAUACCAGGACAUUUCUUGAGCAUGAUUGCUAAACCUCACUUAACCAACUUCAGCCAAGGCCCAUGUUCAAUACUUGAUUGCUGUUGUUAAAUAAUCAGCAUUUAAAAUAGUUUACAGAUAUUUUUGACCAUUCCUUUUAGAGCUUCUUUCAGAGAAGAAACCAGAUCUGACCUGUUUUAUUAUGGCGCUUGUUGAAAACGAGCUUUCUUUCCAAUGAUAAUGCUUCAUUUUGAAGUGUUAAAGCUGUGCUCCCAUUAAAUUGUGGCAGGAGAGGAGAUUAAGGUAAUUACAAUACAGUUCUAUGUCUUACAAGCACUUUGUUUUGUCUCUGCAAGAAAAUACCAUUCCAGUCAUUUCCCAUGAAAUACAGACAUUUUACCAACAUAAUAUGCUUUGAUUGAUGCAAAAUUAUGCUUUGGGCAGUAUUACAAAAUAGCUGGCAAGUGCUUUCUGUACUUAAAUAUUGUAAAAAGAAAAUAAGUUAUAACUGCUAUAUAACAGAACUUUGGUUGCAUUUUUUUAAAUGUUGAUGUCACUUUGUAUGUUUGUUUGGUCCGUGUUUCUGCAGUAUUUAUUAAACAUACUUUCUUUUCUUCAAAUAAAAAAGUAACCAUG
Choloepus didactylus (southern two-toed sloth) is the source of this 2818-nucleotide messenger RNA. RefSeq names its product Rho family GTPase 3 (gene RND3). The record is from RefSeq and is a predicted model, not a curated record. Gene Ontology annotation, biological process: small GTPase-mediated signal transduction. Gene Ontology annotation, molecular function: GTPase activity; GTP binding. Lineage: Eukaryota; Metazoa; Chordata; Mammalia; Pilosa; Megalonychidae.